CUACACAUGGGACGCAACACGCUUGCGCGCGGCAAGAAGCGACGCGGUAGCCAAUCAAAGUUCGCCAACUGUCGCCGCGCGGUAACCGUUACCGUGUUCAGUUGCGCAUUCCGUGUGCACGUGCAGCCCAUUUUACUUCGAAAGUUCUAAUUACGUCUUUAUAUUAAACAAUUUGGUGUGUAUCGCCGAUUGCGAGCGACUUGGAGCUCGAUUUGAAGCGAAUGCAGCGAAUAAUUCCGCCAUUACAAGAGUUCCCGGUCGUAUUGUUUUAUUAUUAAUAGAAACUCGGCGACGAUUCGCUCGUUUCAUUGUGUCGAUCACGGCGGUGAAACCAGAGGUCGACGAAGACGAACGACAACGACGAGGACAAUCCGUCCUAAAGCAUCAGUCGAAACAGCGAGGUCUCGUAUGAGCACGUGAGGAACCGUUAACAACGGCUACGCUCUCCGGCGGAGAACCUCGAUCGAUUUAGCUUUGCACCAUAUGAUGGCCAAAUCUAGCGACUUGGAUUGGCAAAUCGAGCAGCUAAAGAAGUGUAAAAUUAUCAAGGAGGCUGAGGUUAAGGUACGAGGUGCGCAGGUCAACUUGUGUGCAAAAGCGAGUGAAAUCCUGAUCGAGGAAAGCAAGGUCCGUUAUCCUGACAGAAUCACGUUGGUGAGAGGAAAUCACGAAUCACGAGAGAUAACGCAAGUUUGUGGCUUUUAUGACGAGUGCUUAUGUAAAUACGGCAGUAUAACAGUACGGCAGUAUUGCACAGAGAUAUUUGACUAUUUAUCGUUACCUGCCAUUAAUGACAGCAAGAUUUUUUGUGUUCACGUUGGAUUAUUGCGCAGUAUUCAGACAAUAGAUCAAAUCCGGACUAUACUGACAGAAAAUAACAAAAUGUCGGUUCCAACUGUCUCAAGCUGUACUGGAAAAAGGGCAUCGGAGAUUAUAUUUCUAGGAUCUCUACCUAAAAAAUACUGGACCUAAGUCACAGCGGUGCAGCGUCUCACCCGUAUACCACAUUAUUAUUAUUCAAAGUUUCAUUUUGCCAUAACUAUUAUUCAUUUUACCAUAACUAUUAUUAUUCAAAGUUUCAUUUUGCUUCGUUUAUACUUGUACUUGAUAAGUCGAUUUUGGUAACGAGCGUAUUAAUGUAUUCACUGCAAAUUUGUGCAAGUGGGGUAUUCUGUUGUAAAAGAAUUUCGCGACUUUAUGAUGAACAUGUAAUAAUUCUUUUUCGUUAUUACUUUAGUAACCUUCCAUAAUUUUAACAAAGAGGCACUAAAUUAUAAUGUCAAUAUCUCAGAUUACGUUUGUAUGUUAUUUUUAUGCGAGGAGUGUGUCUGCGUGCAUUUGCCAAUUAAUGAGGUGACAUAGUAGUAUCGGUA
Molecule: messenger RNA, 1373 nt
Organism: Temnothorax curvispinosus
Lineage: Eukaryota; Metazoa; Arthropoda; Insecta; Hymenoptera; Formicidae
Product: serine/threonine-protein phosphatase 4 catalytic subunit-like
Exons: 4
Coding region: 484-972 (162 amino acids)
Biological process (GO): peptidyl-serine dephosphorylation; double-strand break repair via homologous recombination
Cellular component (GO): nucleus; cytoplasm
Molecular function (GO): protein serine/threonine phosphatase activity
Source: RefSeq, a predicted model, not a curated record